AAAAGUCCAAAAAAAUACCUUACCCAUAGCACAGCAACGCGUCAUCGCUUCUACCAAAAUAAAACAAAAGACACCAUCACAUUGACCAAAACAUAGACCAGUAAACAAUCACGAAAAAUGAGCGACAGCGAAAAGUCGCCCAACGCCAGCGGCAGCCACGAUGGAGAGGCUACUCUCAUCGACCUCCCCCCCGAUCCUGAUGCCCACCUCAGCGAGUCUGAGCGGGCUGCCGUCGAUCGCAAGCUUCUCUGGCGUCUUGAUCUCAUCUUGAUCCCCUGGCUGUGUCUCCUCUAUCUUCUGGCAUUCCUGGACAGAACCAACAUUGGCAACGCUAAGAUCGCUGGCCUUAAGACGGAUCUGUCCUUGAGCACUGCUCAGUACAAUGCCACCCUGACCAUAUUCUUCGUCUCGUAUGCCGUCUUUGAGCCUCUGACGAACAUCUUACUGAAGAGGCUUCGGCCAUCCAUCUUCAUCCCGAUUAUCAUGGUGUUCUGGGGCGCCUCGAUGCUUGGCAUGGGCUUUGUCAAAAGUUGGUCGGGUCUCAUGGCUGCCCGGUGGUUCUUGGGCCUCGCCGAGGCAGGUCUCUUCCCCGGCGUCAACUACUAUCUCUCCUGCUGGUAUAGACGCUCCGAGUUUGGAGUUAGAGCGGCCAUCUUCUUCUCCGCGGCAGCUGUCUCUGGCUCUUUUGGUGGUCUUCUCGCCGCAGCGAUUGAGCUCAUGGAUGGAAUUGGCGGCCUCCGGGGCUGGGCAUGGAUUUUCGUCCUCGAAGGUUUGCUCACUAUUGUCAUUGGCGUCGCCUCCUUCUGGAUGGUCCACGAUUUCCCCGACGAGGCCACUUUCCUCUCGGGCGACGAUCGGAACCGUGUCAUCCGCCGCCUGAAGCUGGAUCAACAGGCGUCGGCUAACUCGGAAGAGUUCAAGAUCUCGUUCUUGUGGGACUCUCUUGCCGACUGGAAAAUGUGGCUCGGCAUGGCUAUCUACAUGGGCUGCGAUAUGCCCCUGUACGCCUUCUCGCUGUUCCUCCCCAGCAUCGUCAACAACCUUGGCUGGUCGACCACCGUCGUCCGCUCUCAGCUCAUGUCCGUCCCCCCCUACGCCGUUGCGGCGUGCCUCACGGUCGCGAUUGGCUUCAUCGCCGACAGGACUCGGUCUCGCGGCAUGUGCAAUAUUCUCAUCUCCUUGCUUGGAGUAGGCGGGUUCGCCAUGCUCCUCGGAAGCGCAAACCCAGCGGUGCAGUACGCAGGCACUUUCCUCGGCGCCAUGGGAAUCUACCCGUGCAUCGCCAACACCAUCAGCUGGGUCGCCAACAACAUCGAGGGUGUGUACAAGCGAGGCGUCGUCCUGGGUUUCGUCAUCGGCUGGGGCAACCUGAACGGCAUCGUGUCCAGCAACAUCUACUACAACGACCCGCGCUACCUCGAGGGCCACGGCGUUGUCAUGGGAUACAUGGCCGUUUUCCUGUUUGGCGGCUCCGUCCUGAUGACGCUGCUGCUGCGACUCGAGAACGCCAGGCGCCGCCGCGGCGAGCGCGAUCACUGGAUCGAGGGCAAGUCGGAGAAGGAGAUCGAGGCGCUUGGCGACCAGCGCCCUGAUUUCAUCUACACGGUCUAGGUACUCUCCCCUCCUAUCGUCCCUGUUUGUGCCUCUUUGGCAUAGUUUGGGAGGAAAGGUUUGGAGAGGUGCUGUUGGCAGGCGUU
Phialemonium atrogriseum is the source of this 1697-nucleotide messenger RNA. RefSeq names its product major facilitator superfamily domain-containing protein. Gene Ontology annotation, biological process: transmembrane transport. The record is from RefSeq and is a predicted model, not a curated record. Gene Ontology annotation, molecular function: transmembrane transporter activity. Bases 118 to 1611 code for a protein of 497 amino acids. Gene Ontology annotation, cellular component: membrane. NCBI's taxonomy places the organism in Eukaryota, Fungi, Ascomycota, Sordariomycetes, Cephalothecales, Cephalothecaceae. The transcript is spliced from 5 exons.